AUGAAGCUCACAGCUCUGUUUGUGGCGCGUUAUGGGAUGCGUUUUUGGUGGGGUUUGAUGAAGAAAGUAGAUAAGAAACCUCAGUUUAAGUUUAUGGAGCCAAGUGAUGGCAAGUUCAGUGUUUAUAAUCGGAUUCUUGUAGCGUAUGAAGGAGUAAUAUGGGCUUGCGAUAAUGUUUGCACAGCGACCGUUCUUGGUGCUUUUUUCCGCUGUCUUCAAUUGGAGAUGCUGGAGGAGGGAACUGAGACGGAUAUGAUUGAUUUGCAUGCUUUUGUGAGUGGUGUUGCCUGGUUUGGUCAAGUGGAGGAUGACGACUAUUCUACUUUCAUGCCACAUCCUCAACUCCUUUCAUUAAUGUCGAACCGGCUGAUUCCGGGAUCUCGUCUUUUUUAUCCUUAUCCUUCAAUGGGGAUGAUGCAACCUGCACCACCUAUGCCUGGAAUGUCUCCUCACCCACCACAGGAGGAACCAGAGCCAAAGAGACAAAAGUUGCAAGAGUCAGCUCUUGUUCCACAAGACCGCUUUAUCUCUCAACACCCGUCACACAUUUUCAGGGUCCCUCUAGGGUCAGGAGGAGCAGGUGGGAUUGAGAUCACAGUGCAGUCGUUAUGGGAAAAAAGUGGCAAGUUUGAAGGAGAAAAUAUCAGCGAGGUAGUGGAGACAUGA
This is a messenger RNA of Eutrema salsugineum, 666 nucleotides long. RefSeq names its product probable splicing factor 3A subunit 1. Gene Ontology annotation, molecular function: RNA binding. The record is from RefSeq and is a predicted model, not a curated record. The coding region runs from base 1 to 666 and encodes 221 amino acids. The transcript is spliced from 2 exons. Gene Ontology annotation, cellular component: U2 snRNP; U2-type prespliceosome; catalytic step 2 spliceosome. Gene Ontology annotation, biological process: regulation of alternative mRNA splicing, via spliceosome; mRNA cis splicing, via spliceosome. NCBI's taxonomy places the organism in Eukaryota, Viridiplantae, Streptophyta, Magnoliopsida, Brassicales, Brassicaceae.